This is a messenger RNA of Durio zibethinus, 516 nucleotides long. RefSeq lists its product as uncharacterized. The record is from RefSeq and is a predicted model, not a curated record. Gene Ontology annotation, molecular function: nucleic acid binding. Lineage: Eukaryota; Viridiplantae; Streptophyta; Magnoliopsida; Malvales; Malvaceae.
AUGAAUGAUGCAGUGGAAGCUGCAAAUAAGAACAUCAAAAGAAUAUUGGAGAAAAUGAUCGACACAUAUAAGGAUUGGCAUGAAAAGUUACCUUUUGCUUUGCUUACCUAUAAAACAUCAAUCCGAACCUCUAUAAGGGCCACCCCAUUUUCACUAGUGUAUGGGAUGGAAGCUGUACUGCCAAUUGAAGUGAAAAUUCCUUCUCUUAGGGUGUUGAUGGAGAUAAAAUUGGAUGAGGCAGAAUGGGUUCAAAAUCGUUUCGAACAACUGAAUCUUAUUGAAGAGACUCUCAACACUCAAUUAUGGACAAAUCAUGACAAUAGAGGAAAAUGGAUGCCCAAUUGGGAAAGUUCAUAUGUGGUAAAAAAAGCUUUUUCUGGUGGAGCCCUGAUCCUUACAGAAAUGAACAGAGAUGAAUUACCAAAUCCUGUGAAGCUCGAAGAAAGUUUUUCAAAAAAUGAAAGAAUGACACCAAAUGGACGAAUUGUCACCAGAAUUAAAAGAGAUGACUUUUAG